UUUCACUGUACAGACAUGGAAAAGUUUCAGGCAAUUCUUAAGUUUGCCAGCAAACAAACCAACUUUGGAUAUGGAUUGGUUGCUCUGAUAACGGCGUGUGGAGAGCAGAUCUUCUCAUCGGUAGCCUUCAAAUGUCCCUGCAAUGAGCUGAAUUUUAUCUACGGCUUAGUCUUUCUGUUGGUGCCAGCCCUGGCCUUGCUGCUGCUUGGCAUCAUUCUCAGUAAGAAGACUUGGAAACUGACAACAGGGUUUUGCCAUCGCAACCAAAAGCUAUGUAAGUGGAAGAAUCUGAAGAGCAUGGGAGUGACUGUCUUCCAAAUCAGUGCUUCUGCACUGGUAGCACCGUCUACUUGGAUUGCUGUGGCUCUGCUGCAUGGCAGCUAUUAUGAGUGUGCCAUGACGGGGGCCAACUCCACCAGCUACACUGAGGUUGUGUGCAGGGGGGUGAACUUUGAAGCCAAAUGCGUUACAGAGCUGCAAAAUUUUCCUUGUAGAAACACUGGAAAUGAAAUAGAGGAAGUUCUGCGAACCCUCAGAGCUCAUUCUCAGAUUCUGGGCUGGCUGGUCAUCGCCUCCAUCAUGAUAUCCAACCUGUUGGUGAUUUGUGUGGCUCACUGCUUCUCCCCCAUCAGCUACCUGCAGCUAAAGUUUUGGAAGAAUUAUGCUGAGGAGGAGAAUGACCUCAUGAACGACUACUCAAGUAAACAUGCCAAAGAGCUUGCAGAUAGGAACCUGAAGAGCUUUUUUAAUCAGACCCCGCCGGCAAACAUUGUCACCCCUUGCAAUAAGGAUUGGGAGAAGAUUUCCUCACUCUAUAAGUUCAGCACCAAAGACCACUUCUACAGCACUCUGCAUCGAUACAUAGAAAACAAGGACGAUACGGGAGGUAGCAUGAGGUUGGCUUCAUUGAGGUCAAAUGAGUCUGCUAACAACCCUCCAGUUCUAGACUUUGUGGAUGGAGGAACAGCAGCUCUGUGAGGACGAACCGGCUCAACCCAAGACUUGAUUUCAGAUCCAGCACUCUUGGGAGCUUCACGAAGGAUGUCCUGGGGUUGGCUUGGGUCAGUCAAGUUAAGCAGUAGCUACUUUUGUGAAAACUUGUUACCGGGACAAUUUAGAAUUUCCUACAGUAAAGCUAAAUGAAGAAACGUUAGCAUCCAAAAUACUCCCCUGUCUUAAAGAAUGCAUAAAAAGUCAAGAUUGUAUUUUAAAAACUGCUUAACCCUUAAACAUUUUCGGUAUAAAAAGUUAAACCAUCACUUUUGCUGUGUAAAUUUUACCUAAUAUAAUAUACCCAACAAAGAGUACUUGUCAUAAAGAAUGGAUCAAAACAUGACAUGUGAUAAAUGAGUGGUUUUCUUUUAUUUUCAACUGUGGUAUGUGUAAGAAAAAGAGAAACAUGGGAAGUUCCUAAAAACAUGCUCAAAAAUAGCUUAAAAAAACUUUUAAAAAAAUGAUAAAAUGAUACUAGAAACUUGGUCUUUGUUUCACCCAUUCCUGGGACAUGUCUGUGCCUGAAGGCACAGACUGCUUGACACGUGACAUAUUGGAACUCAUGUAAAUAGUUUUGCUCGGGUGAAAGUCACCCGGUGAUAGUCCUCUAGGGUUCAUCUUUUUGCCCUGAAUUGAGUUUUUUCAGUGCUAAAAUACUUUUCUAUUGGGAAAAAAAACUAUAAUUUUGUCUUUAAAAAAUGAACACAAAUCAGAAAGAACCUUUACAAAUCAGAAGCUUGGCUAUAUUGAAUCCUCAGUAUCUGUAAAUAUUUAUAAACGUUUAACACCAGAGGGAAAAACCAUUUUGUUAAGGAAAAAUAUAUUUUCUGGGAACAUUUAGACGUCAGCAUCAGCCAUGAAAAUCUUGUCUGACAUGGAAUCAGUCUGUAACUUCAGAACAGUUGGAGACCACUGAUCUAAGAAACCCCAGAAUGCUGUUUCCAUAUGUAAUGCUGUUGUAACACAUUUAUAGUUUUGCUAAUAAAAACCAUAUUCAGAAGGC
Oryzias latipes (Japanese medaka) is the source of this 1996-nucleotide messenger RNA. Its product is annotated as calcium homeostasis modulator protein 6. Gene Ontology annotation, cellular component: plasma membrane. Gene Ontology annotation, molecular function: monoatomic cation channel activity. NCBI's taxonomy places the organism in Eukaryota, Metazoa, Chordata, Actinopteri, Beloniformes, Adrianichthyidae. The record is from RefSeq and is a predicted model, not a curated record.